Molecule: messenger RNA, 2826 nt
Organism: Heterocephalus glaber (naked mole-rat)
Lineage: Eukaryota; Metazoa; Chordata; Mammalia; Rodentia; Bathyergidae
Gene: Relt
Product: RELT TNF receptor
Biological process (GO): apoptotic process; amelogenesis
Molecular function (GO): protein binding
Source: RefSeq, a predicted model, not a curated record
CUCCAAGCUCCCUUGCUGAUGCUGCAGGGCACCUGGCUGUUUAUGGGAGGGGAAGGAAGUCCUUCCUCCUCCGGGAACCCUCCGCAUCCUGCAGAGCCCUCUGGCUGCCCUGCCAUCCUGGUCUGUCCUGUGAGCUGACCCCAGACAUGCAGCCCCUGGCUUGCAUCUGAAGGAGGCCAGUGAUCACUCUGGGGCCUGAUGAUGAAGCUGAGCCCACUGUGCUGGCCUCUGUCUUGCCUCUUUUUGCUGCUGUCCUGGGCUCUGGCCACUCCAACAUCAACGACUCUUUGGCAGUGCCCACCUGGGGAGGAGCCUGAGCUGGACCCGGGCCAGGGCACACCAUGCAGGUCCUGCCCCCCGGGCACCUUCUCAGCCUCCUGGGACUCCAGCCCAUGUCAGCCCCAUGACCGCUGCAGCCUUCGAAAGCGGUUGGAGGCCCAGGCAGGCACCACGACUCAGGAUACUUUAUGUGGAGGCUGCCAGCCUGGAUGGUUUGAGCCUGGGGGGGUCCCCCCUGUUCCAUGUCAACCAUGUUCCUGGGCACCUCUGAGUAUUCAUGGCUGUGAUGAGUGGGGGCGGCGGGCUCGACGUGGUGUGGAGGUGGCGGCAGGAAGUGGUGGUGCCAGCAGCAGUGAGACGAGGCAGCCUGGAAACGGCACACGAGCAGGUGGCCCCGAAGAGACGGCUACCCAGUACGCGGUGAUUGCCAUUGUGCCUGUCUUCUGCCUCAUGGGGCUGCUGGGCAUCUUGGUGUGCAACCUGCUCAAGCGGAAGGGCUACCACUGCACGGCCCACAAGGAGGUUGGACCCACCCCCGGCAGUGGAAGCAACGGGAUCAACCCUGCCUACAGGACUGACGACGCCAAUGAGGACACUAUCGGCGUCCUGGUGCGCCUGAUCACAGAGAAGAAGGAGAAUGCGGCAGCCUUGGAGGAGCUGCUGAAAGAAUACCACAGCAAACAGCUGGUGCAGACGAGCCACAAGCCUGUGCCCAGGCUGCCACCGGCCUCCCCCAGUGUGCCACACAUCUGCCCACAUCGCCACCACCUCCACACUGUGCAGGGCCUGGCCUCACUUUCUGGCCCCUGUUGUUCCCGAUGUAGCCAGAAGAAGUGGCCUGAAGUGCUGCUGUCCCCUGAGGCUGCGGCUGCCUCCACUCCAGCUCCCAGCCUCCUGCCUAACCUGGCCAGAGCUCCCAAGGCCGGGGCCAAGGCAGGACGUCAGGGCGAGAUCACCAUCUUGUCUGUGGGCAGGUUCCGUGUGGCUCGAAUUCCUGAGCAGAGGACAAGUUUAGUGGCACCUGAAGUGAAGACCAUCACAGAGGCUGGGCUGUCUGUAGGUGAUCUCCCUGACUCCCCACAACCUGGACUCCUACCUGAGCAGCGGGCACUGCUGGGAAGUGGUGAAAACCACACUAAGUGGCUGAAGCCCCCAGCAGAGAACAAGGUCGAGGAGAACCGCUAUGUGGUCCGGCUCAGUGAGAGCAACCUGGUCAUCUGAGGGACUGUCUAGUCUGAGGACUCUCAGCCUUGCCCUGGGAGGUCCCCAAGACUUCCUGGAGGAGGCAGAGCUGCAGCUGGGACUGUGAGGACCAAGAAGCAAUGACCCAGUAGACACAACAGCAAAGGUCACAGCCUGGUGGUGGGACCGCCCACCCCAGUGAGGAGGCAGGCAGUCGUCGCGUGCCGUGUGCAGAUCAAGAGCCUUGUCCCUGUCCCUGUUGCUCCAGUCCCUCGCCUGCAGGAUGCCCUAACCCUGUGCCUGCCCGGGCCACAUCCUAGGAGCCCACUGUACCACCAGGAGUCUUGGCUUGGUGGAAAGGUGGCACCCAUACCUGGUGCCCUAGCACCACCACUUGGUGACUGGCCACCCCUGCCCGUGUCCAGGGCCCUAGAGCAGAUGUGCCUCCCUCCUCUUCCGGCAGGUCCUGUGAAGGGAAAGGACAACAAAAAGCCCUGGGCUAGGAGACUGAGUUCCUGGGUUCUAAUCCUGGGCAUGUCCCUGGCCAUCACUGAGCCCAGUUUUCUUGACUGUGAAGUGGGGAGAAAACAUCUCAGGACCCAGGGCUCCUUGCAAGUUCUGGGCUGGGUCCUGCUGGGGGAGAGCUUGACUCUGCCACCCCUCCUCUUAGUAGCUUUAUCUGGCCCAUUUUUGCUGCUUUCUGCCUUCAAGGCUCCCAUGGGGCUGUCCAUCCAUGGCUCUGCCUACAGAUGGGGCUGAAUGCAUGUGCCUGCCCCCACCUGCUGUUUUUAACGAAACUGAAAAACUGACUUGACUUGGGCUAGGCUGUGGCAGAACCCUGCCUGCCGUGCUCCCCCAAGGUCCCCAGAGCUUCCGGGAGAGCACUGGUAGGGCUGGUGAGUGCCUCUAGCCUCAGUGGUUUCCAUUUCCCUGUGGCAGUGUGUCUCCAGAGCCUGGAUAAUGUAGGGGACUGCAGCCCAGCUCCGUCUGUCUACUCUGCCUCAGCCACCUGGUUAUUUAUGUGGGGCCGUGCAGGCACGGACCACUGCCCACUCCCAUUUAUUUAUUAAACUUCCAGUUGUCCUGCCCUUGCAUCUCCAUCCCCAUCCACUUGUUGAAUAAUAAAAGGUGGGAAAAUGGUGUCAUGAGGAGCUUCUUUUUCCUGUGCCCCUUCCCAAGCCCCGUCUGGUCAGCGUGUACCACCUGGGCCCUGUUCUGCCCGGCUGGAUGCUGCAUACACUGUUCCUCCCCAGUGCCUGGGGGACACUGGCCAGGGGAGGCCCCUCUCCCCAUCUGGUUUCCACUGAAGUCUGGAGAGGCAGGUCUGGCCAAGAAUAUGACUUGUGAACCAACCUCACAGGUGAU